Diaporthe citri is the source of this 2037-nucleotide messenger RNA. RefSeq lists its product as uncharacterized. The record is from RefSeq and is a predicted model, not a curated record. Bases 1 to 2037 code for a protein of 678 amino acids. The transcript has a single exon. Lineage: Eukaryota; Fungi; Ascomycota; Sordariomycetes; Diaporthales; Diaporthaceae.
AUGUCCAGCCCGCCCGCGUUGAGCUAUCCAGGGGCCAGCAGUAAUCAGUCGUAUCUCGCCCUGGGCAUGGAGAUGCCCAUAAUAGCCACCGCAGGCGCUGGCUCCACCGACAGCGCAGAGCUCAUCUUCGUCUCGCCAGAGUCCUAUCUGCUUUUCGUCCAGCAGGGCAUGACGCUGGACGGCUCCACCCAGCUGAACAUGAGCGGCGGCCUGCUGAGCUCCGCCGCCGACCCCUUCGUCUCGUUCGAGGAGCCGACCGGGCUCUUCUCCUCCAUCUCAUCCGCCACGUCGGGCUCGUCCUCAGGCUCAUCCUCAUCAGACAUGCGCCUCCUCGCAGUCCUGCUCUACAGCCCGCCCACUGCCCAGCCUGGAACACCCGCCUUCAACUGGACCGCCUGGGCCGCGGACAUGAGCGCCAACCCAUCGUUGCGCAUGGAUUUUGACGUCCAGGACUUUGCGAGCCGCUCGGGGCUCGGCGAGCCCGUCGCCGCCGAGGUGCUGGUCGUCCAGGACGAGGUUACUACCCCCACCGACAACCCGGACGAUAACUCGCAGAGCCUGGUCCCUGUCAGCACCAUUAUCCCAGCCAAUGGGCAGGCGGAGUCUGGUGCCAGCGCCAGCGCCAGCGCGAGUGCCAGCGCGAGUGCCACGGGGGCUGGCGCCGCCGGUGCCACAAGUGCUGGGCAGUCGGGCGCGGCGGCGGCCGUCACUGGUGCUGCCGCAUCCGGUGCGGCCAAUGGCAGCCCUUCUGGUCUCGGUAUGAUGGGUCCCGGCGGCAUGGCGACGGGCGGCGCUGGCGGAUCCAGUCCGAGUAGUUCAGCCGCUGGGGCAAGUGGGACAGGUGCAGCUGCGGCUGACUCGGCAGGUCAGUCUGGCUCCGAGUCGAACGCCAGUAACGGUGAUGGCGCCAGCCCAAGCGCCUCCGCAGCAGGAGGAAACGGGGCCGAUGGGGCCGAGGGUGCUGGGGGUGCCAAGAACGGCGAGGGCAGUGGCGCCGGGGCAGGAGGAGAAGGGAGUGAUACCGAGCAAGGCGGGGAAGGGAGCGGCGCUGAAAACGGACAAGGAGGCGAUACUGAGAAGUCGGGAGCAGGCGGCGCCGGGGCGGGACAACAGGGUGAUGAUAACAAGGGAGAAGGGAGCGGCGCUGCAGAGGAAGGAAAAGACGGCAGUGGCGCCGCGGCGGGAUCUAAUAAGGGCGAAGGAAAAGGUAAGGGCGAGGGCUCUCAGGGCGAGGGCUCCUACGGAGAGGGCGCUCAGGCAGGAGGACAAGGCGAUGCCGAGAAGGGAGAAGGAGGUGGCGCUGGGGGUAAUAAAGACGGAGGAAAAGGCGCAGCUGGAGGGGCAGGCGCCGACGGCGCCGACGGUGAAGACGGAUGUGACGCGGAAGACGAACAGGGUUCCGGGGCGGCAGGCGAAGCCGGCGCGAGCCCGUCUGCCGCGGCAUCCGGCAGCAACAGCACCAUGGCGUCCGCAACGGGCGGAGGAGGCGGCAUGUCAGGUGAAGGGAACAAGAACGGCCUCCCGCUCAUGGGCACCGGGGCGGCGAGCCCAGCAGGCAUGGCUAUGGCCUCCUCGGCCGGCGGCAAGAUGGACUCCGCUUCAGCGCCCGAGAUGACGGCGGCGGCGGGCAUGGGUGACGAGGAAGACGACGACCUCUUCACGAUCGGGUUCGACGUCGACGGCAAGUUCGGGACGACCAUCACCGCCGAGCUGCCGUUCCGGGCCGCCCGCCGUACCGCCGCCGCGCAGGAGGGCGGCUGGACCAUGACGCUCAAGACGGACGCGAGGCUCGCUCUGGGCGGCCUGAUGCAAGCCACCGCCGUGUCGGCGAGCAACCCGGCACUUGAGACUGGCUUGUCCACCAUGACGACGACGACGACGACGUCCUCCAGUAAGGGUGCACCGGCCGCUGCCACGGCGUCAGCCUCGAGUGCUGCCUCGGCCUCGACGAGCCUGUCCUCGACCGUCUGCCCAUCCUCGGGGCUCCGCGUCUUUGGUCUGGCCUCUGUUUCGUUGCUUGUGUUAAUGUUAGUGUGA